This is a messenger RNA of Zingiber officinale, 2895 nucleotides long. RefSeq lists its product as uncharacterized. The transcript has a single exon. The record is from RefSeq and is a predicted model, not a curated record. NCBI's taxonomy places the organism in Eukaryota, Viridiplantae, Streptophyta, Magnoliopsida, Zingiberales, Zingiberaceae. Bases 157 to 2673 code for a protein of 838 amino acids. Gene Ontology annotation, molecular function: protein binding; calcium ion binding. Gene Ontology annotation, cellular component: plasma membrane.
GGAUCUCUUCCUGAAACGAACGAAUUCUUCCUCUCUCUCUCUCUCUCCGUCCUUGCCUCCCCCAUCGUCUUCUCGCUUUACGGGAAAAGGGUGGGAGCGAGGACGAGCAGGGGUGUCGGAGAGGCAGCUAAAAAUUUAGGGUUUCAGUGACGAGCGAUGGUGCCGGCUGGAGGCGUUGGAGGACGGGGGACGCGAGCGGAGAAGGUGCGGCGGAUCUUUGAGCGGUUCGAUGUUAAUGGCGAUGGGGGGUUGAAUCGCGAGGAGAUGGCGGCGCUGGUGGUCUCCGUUAAUCCCCGCGUAAAGUUCAGCGAUGACCAGAUCUCUGCCAUCCUUGACGAGGUCUUCCGCACCUACGCCGACUUCAUCGCCGCGCCUGACGUCGGCCUCACCCUCCCCGGCCUCAUCCGAACUUAUGAUGAUGGUGCCGGAGAUGUUGAUCGUGACUUCGACGCCCUCGGACUGAGCUUAUCGGCGGACGCGGGAGGUGAAGAAAGCGACUCCAUCGGCGCCGCCUCCGACGUCGUUGUGGCUUCGGCGUCCUCCACUGCCCCCACGGCUUCUGGCGUCCUCUUCGAUGAUGGUCUCCUCGCUUCUGCUUCCGCUCCCAAGCCCCCGCCCCCUCGCGCUGCCGCGCCUCCGUGGGCAGCCUCGUCCAACCAUGGCAUCUUGUUUGAUUCCUCGUGGAGCCUCCUCGAUGACCUCGAGAUCCUUGUCAAACGUCUCCGCUCUAAGCAGCUCCAGAGGGCCGCCACUGGGGGCGCCAGCAGCAAUGACAACAACAAUAGCCACUUUGACUCCUUCUCCGAGGCUGGGUGGUCGCGGGAGAUCAGCGGGCCUUCGGAUUCUUCCGAGCGGCGGAUCUCGUGGGACGAGAAAAGCCGUGAUCACCUUACUUUUGUCAAGGAGGUAGCCGUCCUCCGUGGUCGUGCUGACGCCGCUCGGACUAGGGAGGAAGCCUUUGACAACCACAUGGUCCUCGGCCGGGGUCUCUACGAGCACCAGCUUUUCCGUGAGUCCCUCAUUAGCUUUCGCCGCCUCUGCGAACUCAAGCCCACUGAUGCUCGCGCUCACUUCCGUGCUGGCAAUGCCCUCUAUGCCAUUGGCCGCCACACUGAUGCCAAAGAAGAAUUUUUACUGGCCUUGGAGGCCGCCGAGGCUGGGGGGACCCAAUCCACUGAAAUCCUCCCUCAGAUCAAUGUCAACCUUGGCAUUGCCCUGGAAGCUGAAGGCAUGAUUCUUGGUGCCUGCGAGCACUAUCGGGAAGCUGCUAUACUUUGUCCUACCCAUUUCAGAGCCCUGAAGCUUCUCGGAAGUGCACUGUUUGGUGUUGGAGAGUACCGUGCUGCUGAGAAGGCUCUGGAGGAGGCAAUUUUCCUGCGGCAGGACUACGCAGAUGCGCACUGUGAUCUAGGGUCUGCCCUUCAUGCCAUUGGGGAGGAUGAGAGAGCGACUCAAGAGUUCCAGAAGGCCAUUGAUUUGAAGCCUGGACAUGUAGACGCGCUGUAUAACCUUGGCGGCCUGUUCAUGGAUGCAGGUCGAUUUCCAAGGGCGUCUGAGAUGUUCACCAGAGUUUUGAGCGUGCGGCCAAACCACUGGCGGGCACAGUUGAACAAGGCAGUAGCAUUAUUGGGGGCUGGGGAAUCAGAUGAAGCAAAGCGGGCGCUUAAGGAAGCAUUUAAAAUGACACAAAGGAUUGAGGUGUAUGAUGCGAUUGCACAUCUCAAGGUUCUUCAGAAGAAGAAGAAGCCCAAGGGGAGUGGCACAGAAAGUGAAAGGGCAUACCUUGUCAUUGAGCCAUCAAAGUUCAAGAGGGCUGGGAGAAAGACUACUCUAAGGCAAGAUUUGGCUGUUGCGUUGGAUAUCAGGGCUUUCCAGAGGGUUGCAAGGCUUAAUCGCUGUGAUGUGGAUCUCUUGAAGAAAGAAAUUAAUGAGACUGAUGUUCCUAUAUCCUAUUCUGGUAGUGGCGAACCUGAAAAAUCAAUCAGGAAGGCUGCCUUGGAAGUGAUUCUUCGAAGGCUACUUCAGUUCCUCAAACCUGAAACAUUCCAAGGAGCUAUAAAAGCAAUCAACGAGAAGGUUCUCUCUGUACUUGAUGCCACUGGUUCAGGAAGGGUGGAUUUGGGGAUGUUUCUUGCUAUCCUUGCUCCUCUGUGCACUGGUCCUACCGAAAAGCGAAAGAGGGGUGUAUUUGAUUCACUUCUUUGGCGACCUAGUAAUGAAGGCGGGGUGAACAUCAGGAGGAGUGAUGCAAUUACAUAUAUAAAGCUCCUGCGGGCUGUUUACAUUCCCUCUUAUGGUGUCAGUGACAUGUUGGAGGUUCAUGGAGAAUCAGAUCCUUCAAUGGUGUCAUACUCUGAGUUUCUUGAGAUGUUCAAUGAUCCGGAUUGGGGUUUUGGGAUCCUAGACACAUUGAUUAAGCUUGAAACUGGUGAUCGAAUACGCCAUGGUCGACGCAGCUGCUCUGUUUGCCAGUAUCCGAUAAUUGGAUCAAGAUUCACAGAGAUAAAGCUUCAGUUCAGCUUGUGUAACCGUUGCUACAGUGAAGGGAAGGUGCCAUCAAAUUUCAAGCAAGAAGAAUUUUUGUUUAAAGAGUAUGGAAAUGAAUCUGAAGCUAUGAAAGAUAUGUGUAGGUGUUUUAAUAUGUAUUCCACGAGCUUGCAAGUUGAUGCGUAACUAGGUAAAAUCUCUGUACAAUCUGUAAUUCAAGUUGACCUCAUGUUCCUACAUAUUUUCUACUAAGUUGUGAGCAUCUACAUCCGCCAACUAUGGCCUUUUGUAAAUUAAGUGUAUUUUAGGGUAGGUAUAUUUUUCUUAUUAGUUCACGGAGACUAGUAAUUCUUUGGUUAUAAAUGUUUGACAGUUCACUAAUGCAAUUGUUGUUUGUCAUUAGUCUUC